CCAUACAGAGCAUCCGCGAAACAGGGCUGUGGUGAAGAGUCACCUCUCCAAGACGGAGGGAAACUAGUGCGAUUCUCUUCUACGGGCAUACGGACGCAAGGGCUUCCCAGCUGCAGUCCAGAAUGGACGAAGCCCCCCUUCCUCCAGUCAAUCAUGACCAGGUCCCGAAGAUGGUAGCGAGCGAGUCUGGGUGCCCUUGCAUGACUUUUUAGGACGAGCUUGCGAAGUGCAGCACACUUGGCUGCUCGUAUUCUUUUCAUUCAAACCAGCGGAUAUUUCUUUUACCAUCACUCGGUCCUACUGAUGGAACCUCAAGUAAGAAUCAGAGCGAAGAAGCAUUUCUCCUUGGUAAAGGCUAAGUUCUAGAAUGCUAUCGGCUCUGUUCGCUUCUGUUCAGUUAACUUUUACUGUAUGUCCUGAGAUUGCCGCUUGGCACAGCGUAUGCAAGGCUCUCACGACUACAGAGAGCAAAAUACCCCAGGUUCAAAGCUACCUUGCAUAUUUAUUCGGAUGCUUAGCUCGUAAGCGCGUUUCGCUGGCGAUUAGCUUGUGGGUUAAGGCCAAUAUGGUCCGCUUGGUCUACAGGUCAACCUGUAAGCUACAACCCCAAAACAUCCAGCCAUUCCCUCCGUACACCAACGGACGCCGCCGGGGGCAUCCAAAUUAUGCUACAACAUCAACUAGUGGGAUUUUUUUGUGAUUAUCAUGGCUAUUACGGAAGUGUUCUAAACUUAUGCUGCUCUGCCUCCUGACAGUUGACAUAUUUGAAGGAGUCUCAACGCCACAUCCAUAUCCUCAUUUUUUUGUCCUUUUUACCUUCUUACGCAAUUUAUUCCCUCGAUGGCAUUUAUCAGGUCUGUAUCUGAUUUUUCAUGAUACCGUCGUCUUUGAACAAUCGACUGGCGCCGCUAAGCCGUUAAGUGGCCACCUCGCAGGAAGGCUGACAUCCAUAUUUAAAAAAAUUACCGUUAUAUGCACAAUUCCAAAGCCACUUUCACUUACAGUGCUCGAAAUCAUACGCCUCCUUUGCACUAGUUGACCCAGCCAUUUACAGCCUGACAGCAGUUACGUCAAUCCAAUUGAGUCCGUUUCAAUAGAGGGGGAAAACGAUUUCUUCAAUAUGGCUUCAACAAAACAUACUCAGUCACUGCCGCCAAUCGCUCCAAAAUAUGGCAUGCCCAAGUUGUCAAGUUUAGACAGGGGAUGGGACCUGGAACCCUCUAAGCUUAAAAUGCCGACAAGGGUACGUUUACCUCCAAGGUCAAAAACAGGCUGCUGGUAAGCAGGAUCUGAACCCCGUUGUAUUUUGCAUGUAGCAAUUAACCGACUUUUUCUAACCAUUUUCUGCAACUUCAGGACUUGUAGGGUAACUAUCACCCUGUUGAUUCCUUUCACUACGUAAAUAAACCUCAGAAAUGCUCAUUUUUCUGGUUUUUGUAUUCCAUCCACAGGCGCGAAAAGGUAAGGAGCUGCGACAGCCUGUAUCCUCAUCCACAGUUACUGACUUUCUAUCUAGUAAAAUGUGACGAAGGCCAUCCAAGGUGUGGUGUACGUGCCCUUGCAACAUUCUUUUAUCUGUUAUACUUGUCCUAAUCAAAUUCAUAGCAAUGUACCCGGUUGGGUCAUGAAUGUGACUAUAGUCCGAGGCUUUCAUUCCGAGACGAUACGUUGAAGGUCAUGGAAAGGAUGCAAGAUGUUUCUAUAUCUGGAAAUGCCGUUUGGGACUGUACGCUCGAUCUUCUGUUAUCUAGUUGAUAUUGCGACUAACACUCCAGAUAAGCAUCGUCAUCAUCACCCUCGGAAGGAAGCUCCGGCUCAACUACCAGCUCGACUAGCGAUGAUAUCCUCCCUCCCUUUGCAUCAUUGACUACCGAUAUAGAGCGGGAAAUGAAAGCGGAGUGUUAUCUCCCUGGAACGUACCACGUCGUGGUCAACCCUGAUAGCUUCGCAAAUCUCACAGACGACAGUGAAGAUUCCCAAGACGAACUCCCUCCAAUUAAAAAGACUGUCAGGCCUUCCCAAUCUGCUUCCCAUAAACGAAAUACUUCCAAGUCUCGGCCUCGGUCAUCCACAGAAUCGUCAGACCCGAAUGUGGUGAUAUUGGCGAAAUUUGAAGACUCCAUGGCGUUAAAUACAAGCUACUGGAAAUCAAUGCGGUCAUCCCCACUGACUGUGACUUCUAGAUCCAAAUCACCUGAAGAUUAUGAGGAUAGCCACCUAAAGGACGCAAAUAAACCAAAACACCCGAUAUUUAUUGGAUCCACCGGCCAUUUGGAGGAUGCAAAGUUACUGAGCCAUUUCAGAGGGGUUGUAUGGAAGCACCUCGUUCAAGCUGCGCUCGGACAUAACCAUUUACAUGCUAGUCACAUCAACAUGCCUGGGGCUGAUAUCUUUGAAAAGGAAGCAGCCAACUUCCUACCUGUGAGUUUUUUUAAAAAAAAUCCUUAUCCCAUAUAGCAACACCGAUAACUAAUGCUCUUUUUUUCUGAGUAGCUUUUCCAUGCAAUGAUGGCCGUUUCUGCCUUAAGUUUAUCUCGCCAGGAUCCAUCGAAGAGCAUAGAUUCACUACAGCACUACCAAAAAACACUUCCAUUCCUCCAAACAAGUAUGAGAAGUCAUCAGGAUCUCUCGUCAGAUGGAGUAUUUUUGACACAUUUUCUUCUCUUAAUAUAUGAGGUACGUACAUCCCACUCUAUUUUCCCCCUUGGCCAACUUCGAUGCACUUACAUUUAUUUCUUGUUUAGAUUGCUGCUGCAGAACCAGGCGGUUCAAAUCUGUGGUCCCAUCAUAUCCAAAGAUUAAUACGAAUCUGCUAUAUGAGAGGUGCAAUAUUGCAAAAAGAGCCAUUUCCUUUUGUCGUUUGGUGGAUCUGUUGGAUUGACCUAUAUGCAUUGUUCAGCGGAGCUGGUACGGGUGACUUUGUGCGUAACUUACUAGCUCACGAUAUGAUACCCGCCGCCCUGUCACAGCUAUACCCUAUCGGCGAAGAUGGAAAAAGCAUAAUCUUCCCCGGAGAAGAGCACACUCUCCCAGUGAUGCUUCGUCUAAAUCGAGAUACCUUUAUCCUUGCUAUCAGACUUGGUAUCCUUGCUGCGGACUGCCGACGAGAUGCUAUAUCCCAGACUUUCCCAGACGG
Molecule: messenger RNA, 3136 nt
Organism: Trichophyton rubrum CBS 118892
Lineage: Eukaryota; Fungi; Ascomycota; Eurotiomycetes; Onygenales; Arthrodermataceae
Exons: 1
Coding region: 1888-2457 (189 amino acids)
Source: RefSeq, a predicted model, not a curated record